Gambusia affinis (western mosquitofish) is the source of this 3814-nucleotide messenger RNA. It is a transcript of the gene cry2, whose product is annotated as cryptochrome circadian regulator 2. Gene Ontology annotation, molecular function: DNA binding; FAD binding. Lineage: Eukaryota; Metazoa; Chordata; Actinopteri; Cyprinodontiformes; Poeciliidae. Gene Ontology annotation, biological process: negative regulation of DNA-templated transcription; entrainment of circadian clock by photoperiod; circadian regulation of gene expression. The record is from RefSeq and is a predicted model, not a curated record. Gene Ontology annotation, cellular component: cytoplasm; nucleus. Bases 156 to 2132 code for a protein of 658 amino acids. The transcript has 13 exons.
CACUGUUCACUGCCACAGUGCCACAGUGAACAGUGGCCCGCUAUCACUGGUGAAGUUUUCAGAAGUCCCGUUGAUGUCCUCAUUUAUCCCAGUUUUUCUGGAUUAAUGCUGACUUUCUGGUGGAUUUUAUUCUGAUGGUGGAAUAAGAGGGAAGCAUGGUGGUGAAUUCCGUGCACUGGUUCCGCAAAGGUCUUCGGCUGCAUGAUAAUCCGGCACUGCAGGAGGCCCUUAGCGGAGCGGACACGGUACGCUGUGUUUAUGUCCUGGACCCUUGGUUCGCCGGAGCCGCUAAUGUCGGGAUCAACAGAUGGAGGUUUCUGCUGGAGUCUCUGGAGGACCUGGACAACAGUCUGAAGAAGCUCAACUCGAGGCUGUUUGUGGUCCGAGGUCAGCCGACCGAGGUCUUCCCGAGGCUCUUUAAGGAAUGGAACGUGACCCGGCUGACGUUCGAAUACGACCCGGAGCCCUACGGGAAGGAGAGGGACGGCGCCAUCAUCAAGAUGGCCCAGGAGUUUGGAGUGGAGACGGUGGUCAGGAACUCGCACACCCUCUACCACCUGGACAGGAUAAUCGAGAUGAACAACAACAACCCGCCUUUGACCUUUAAGCGCUUUCAGGCCAUUGUGAGCCGACUGGAGUUGCCUAGGAGACCUCUGGCUCCCGUCAGCCAGCAACAGAUGAACCGAUGCCUCGGCAAAAUCUCCGAAAACCACGACCAGCUGUACAGUAUACCUUCACUGGAGGAGCUAGGUUUCAGGACGGAGGGGUUACCUCCACCUGUGUGGCGGGGAGGAGAGUCGGAGGCUUUGGACCGACUGAGCAGAUACCUGGACAAAAACGUGUGGGUGGCCAACACUCGGGUGAAGACUUGCUCUCUGUAUGCCAGCCCCACAGGCCUCAGCCCCUACCUGCGCUUCGGCUGCCUGUCCUGCAGGCUGCUAUACUACAACCUCAGAGAGAUCUACAUGAAGCUCUGCAAGCGGAGCAGUCCUCCUCUGUCGCUGUACGGCCAGCUCCUGUGGAGGGAGUUCUUCUACACCGCCGCCACCAACAACCCAAACUUUGACCGCAUGGAGGGAAACCCCAUCUGCGUGCAGAUCCCAUGGGACCAGAACCCAGAGGCGCUGGCCAAGUGGGCCGAGGGACGGACUGGCUUCCCCUGGAUCGACGCCAUCAUGACUCAGCUGAGGCAGGAGGGCUGGAUCCACCACCGGGCGCGGCACGCCGUGGCCUGCUUCCUCACCAGAGGCGACCUGUGGAUCAGCUGGGAGAGCGGGAUGAAGGUGUUUGAGGAGCUGCUGCUGGACGCCGACUGGAGCGUGAACGCCGGCAGCUGGAUGUGGCUGUCCUGCAGCGCCUUCUUCCAGCAGUUCUUUCACUGCUACUGUCCCGUGGGCUUCGGGAGGAGGACCGACCCGUCAGGAGACUACAUCAGGCGUUACGUUCCCAUCCUGAAGGACUUUCCGAACCGCUACAUCUACGAGCCGUGGAACGCCCCGGAGUCUCUGCAGAAGGCGGCGAACUGCGUGGUGGGAGUGGAUUACCCCAAACCGAUGAUAAACCACGCAGAAGGCAGCCGGCUCAACAUCGAGCGCAUGAAGCAAGUUUACCAGCAGCUGUCCCAUUACAGGGGACUCAGCCUACUGGCAUCGGUACCGACGAUCCAGGAGGAAGCAGAGCCGCCGAUGACAGACGAGUCUCAGACCAGCAGCGGACCCGAUUCUCCUCCCAGAGUUCUUGCCGACAUUGAAGCAGCCGUCUGCCUGAUGGCUCCAGAUUCCUCCACCUCGGCGCCGGUUCCGGACCAGGACAACGCGUCGCUCCACCAGCUGUUCCAGGAUCACUGCACCUCCUCGGGCUGGCCGUCCUCUCCUGCCUCCAGUCCGCCACAAAGCCCCGCACCUCGAUCCAAACCCGGUUCUCCCUCCUCCUCCUGCCCCUCACCGUCCACCAGUCCGUCCUUACUGCCCCGGAGAAGGAAAGGCGUCGCCCACAAGGGCCGGCGAAGCCAAAGACAGAGAGAACGUCCAUCCUGCCCGAUGGCGAAGGAAGAGGAUGAGGAGGAGAGGAUGCAGGAGGAGGCGGAUGAAGAGAGGAUGGAGGAGGAGACGGCAGCAGCAGCACAACAGUGACAUGAAGUGGACAGACAAGGUGCGGUUUCUGAGAACAAUCUGUGUAUUUCCUCCAUCCAGUUGGAAACUAAGGAACGCUCCUUUGGAUCUGGAGGCACAUGAUGCAACGAAUGGAAGAGGAGCAGCACAUUAAAACCCCAGUUAACCCAAAUCAAGACAGAAACUGCAGACACGUUCACACACAGACUGCUGUCUGGUCUAAAAAACUUAUUUUAGGCCCUAUAAUGUACGUAAGAUGAAUUGUGUGUUAUUUUAUACAGCUUCACCUUUUGUUUUCUAAGGAUUUCAUCAGAUCAGAGUCUCUCUGAUCAUGAACUUCAUUUAAAGAUGGAAAUCAUUUGAUCCUUCUGACAGCAUCAGGACUGUCUCCAGGUUUAUGUUUAUUCUCCCCUUGUAACAGUUUGAUCCAGUCUGGAAAACCAGCAACAAUUUAAAGGUAUUAAGUUUUUGUACAAUGUAAUUCAAAGCGUUCAGGAUGAGCACUUUCUGCAGAGGCUUCAUAUUCAGUCAUGUGGUGUGACGUUUUUAACGUCGGGUUCAGGUGUCAUCAGACCCUCUAAAAAUCUUUUAAUUAGUUAAAACAUGAAAGAAAAUCAAACUAACAUUUCUACUGCUGCCACAAAAUGGAAUAACAUAAUUUUACAUUCUGUAUUUUUAAAAGAUCAGAAUUCAACCUUUGUAAUUGUUUCUGAUGAGAAACUUUAGUUACCAGAACUUACAAAAAUUUAUGUGCUUUACAUUUUCUUAUGGGAUUUUUUUUUAUUUCUGAAACAUAAUUUUUAGAAAUUACUUUUUUGAAAAUAAUAAUAAUAAAAAACAUUUUCUGACUACAAUUUUUACUCAGAAGAAAUAUUUAUUUUUUGAAUAAUUUUCUUCUGAAAUGAUUCUUAAACACUGAAUGCGGCCCUCUGUUUUUGUCAUUUUUAGCAAGAGUUUUAAUGACGCAUUUAAUUCUUUCACUUCUUUCAGUUUUAAUUAUUAGUUUUAAAAAUUAAAGCACAUUAAUACUUCUAUUAAACUUGAUAAUUUUAAAGAACAAUGUCAUUUUUGUUGCAGGCAAUUGACUAAAAGAUAUUUUAAACCUGAUAAACUGAAAAAAAAAAUUACCCAACAAAGUUAGGAAACUAUCCAGCUUUUAGUAAUACAAAGAAAACGCCUCUUUGCUUCAUUAAAUAUUGCAUGUAUAAUUUAUUACACGUUUUUAAGUUGUAAAACAAUAUGGCUCUUCAAUACUUUCACCUUUGUGAUCUGGCCCUUAUUGUGAGACGUUUGGACACUCCUUCCUCAGAGCCCAUUUAAUGUCAAUUAUAGAAAUUAGAGUUUCUAACGGACUCAUCAGCAGAACUUCGUCCUGCAACCUGAACCCGAUGUUGCAUUUCGCUGACUUCUUGUUUCUGGAUGAAUAUGUUGUUGAAUGUUUAAAUCCACUUCACUUUAUUCUGUUCUUGGGAACUCUUUGUUUAUAUGUAAAUAUUAAAAGUGAGUAUUUUAGGAAUAGCUGAUAUUUUUGCCAGCAGUUAGAGAACUCAGCCAGAUUCUGUAGACCCUGUAGUUGUUCUGCAGGCUGGGAAACAUGAAGGUGGAUCGUUGCAUCUUUUUGUGCAACCUGACUUUAUAGAGUAAAAAUGAUUUCUUGUGCUUCACUCUAAUUUAUCUGUUUGUAUAUAAAAUAUAUAUAAAGC